This is a messenger RNA of Brassicogethes aeneus, 1159 nucleotides long. Lineage: Eukaryota; Metazoa; Arthropoda; Insecta; Coleoptera; Nitidulidae. The record is from the annotation of a GenBank genome assembly.
UAGUUGUCACAAGUUUAUUAAAGUAAUUUUCUUGCAGGAAACAGAUGAUAAUUUGUCGGUGUGUAUUGUGCUAUUACAACAAUAUUUGCGACAAGAAAAAAUAAGGAAUGAGUGCCCAUCCCAUUUUUGUAACGCUUAAGAUGUGUAAUAUUUGAACAGGCCACAGCACUAGACAUUCAGUCUGUUCUUACCACAUUCACAAAAAAUGUUGAGUAAUUCUAACCUUGGUACCAGCACGCCACCGAAAAAUCAACACUUUAAUCUAGAUUAAUUUUCAUUCAUCUAAGUGACCACCCUCCUCUUUUUUUAAGUAUAUAUACUUUGAAUCACUGCUCAUUAUUCAGACAGCAUCUUGUGCUCUACUGAAACAAAUAAACAACAAUAUGAAAUUCUUGGUAGUCCUUGUAGCUAUUGUAGCCAUCGCCUCUGCUGGGGACAAAAAAGAAAAACGCGGUCUUUUGGGUCUUGGUUUGGGAUAUGAAUCCCAUGGAAUCUCCGACCUUAGCUACUCUCACGGAGACCUUUCCCUUGGUCAUGGAUACAGCUCAUACUCUUCCCCUCUCGUAUCUGCCCCAGUUGUACACGCUCCAGUAGUCAAGACCAUUGCUGCUCCAGCCAUCUCCACGUACUCCCAUGCUCCAUUGGUAUCCUCCUACGCCGCUCCAGCUUUAUCCCACGGAUACGGAUACGCCGCUCCAGCUUUGUCCCACGGAUACGGAUACGCCGCUCCAGCUUUGUCCCACGGAUACGGAAUCGCCAAAUCUUACUCCGCUCCUUUGGUAUCUUCGUACUCUGCUCCAAUCGUAGCUAAGACCUACUCUGCUCCAUUGGUAUCUUCCUACGCCGCCCCAGUAGUAGCCAAGACCUACUCUGCUCCAUUGGUAUCUUCCUACGCCGCUCCAGUAGUAGCCAAGACCUACUCUGCUCCAUUGGUAUCUUCCUACUCCGCCCCAAUUGUUGCCAAGACCUACUCUGCUCCUCUUGUAUCUUCCUACGCCGCUGCCCCAGUUGUAUCCCAUGGAUACGGACACGGACAGGGACUCUCUUUGGGAUCCGGAUACGGAUACUCCGGUCUUUCUUCUUACGGACACGGAUGGUAAAUUAUACUGUGAUUAAUUCUAUAUUGUGCCUUAUUUAUAAAUAAAUGUUGUUUAUUUAA